GUCACUACAUCCCAGCUAUCUUAGCUCUGUCUGUUUUCCCUACAUGCACAUGUCACAUCUUCUAUUCGAUCUCCCGCUCUGAAUUCAUUGUUGCUCCUAUUGUUUUUCUUGUCCUGGAUCUCAACAAACUCUGUUCAUGCCAUCGUAAAUGAACCUAAAAAGACGUGCAGGACAAGUAGGGACGGAUGGUGAUAACAAUUCAGUUAGUUGCCCACAUGAAUCGGGCGCCAUGCCAUGCCAUGCCGUGCCGUGCCAUUCAGUUAGUUUACCUCUUUCUCUUUGCGUUGCUUCGCUGAGACGAUGGGUGAGUGCCCACAAAUCAGCAACCCAGGCCAUGUGUGUGUGGUACCGUGAUUUGCACCCAGCACGUCCAAAAAGGCUGCUAUGCAGUAGUACAUGUCCAUGCCAUGUAUACCCCCUCCUCGUUCUUGACAACGAAAUGCAAAGUACUGUAGCCCCUAGUUUUUCUAAGCAAGAGUUCAAAACAAUAUUUAAAAACGCUACCAAAAUCCAAAAAGAUUUUAUCUGUACAUAUAUAGACAUGCACUGUAUUUUAGUAAAUAAAAUCAUCAAUACAUAGCUUUACGUAAAAAAAAACACACCUAGUAAAAAUGAAUAUAUGCAUGAUAUUAUGGAUCGACACAUUUGCCUUUUACUGUAGCUUACAAAUUAGAAUAUUUUAAAUAAAAGUUUACGCACAUGUAGAACCCAACUAUAUGUAUGUGGGAUGUUUUCAGAGUUUCUGUAACUCCUAAAUAUAAUUCGCAUAUUUGAAAGGCACUGGCCUCCAUGCCCCUAUAUACUGAAAUAGGUGAUUUUGUUUCCAAAAUACUACUCUCCCACGACAAGUCACUAUCCCAACAAUUUUACUUUCAUUCCUUGUUUAUCUUGUGCAAUUGUUUUUGGGCAAAUUGCAUCUUUCAUGUGGUAGUCGAACCUCCUUUUUUCUGAAGAACUUUAUGUGGUGGAAUAUUACACUUUUCCCCUUCUCCCGGGGUGGUGAUUUUGGGUUUUCUGUUUUCUACAUUAAUAUUGUAGACUCGGAAUGGGAUUGUAUCAAUUUAUCUAUCUCUUUGAAGGCAAGACAUAAGUUCUAGAAAUUAUUCACAACAACUAUUUUAACGAUUUAUAUUAGCAGCACAUAUGCUUUGUUAAAAAGAAAUUCAUGAUCAUAUUUUCUACAUAAAGUCAAUCAAAGAUUUUUAGUCAGAGUCCGCCAAAUUAUGGGCAAGACAGAUGUCCACAAAGCCUUUUAGUCUCCAAACAAUUAGCAAGCGGAAACCUUUAUAGUCAAAGUCGACAAAACUAAUUGACAUUUGUUUGUAACUUGAUGCAACUUGUGCUGGCGCCGCAUCCUCACAGCGCCUCUAUUUCUUCCUCUCUCAACUAUCUCUUGUGGUUCUCUCACAACACAAGAACACACACACAUGAAACUCAAACACACACACUAACACACACACACGCACACACACACACACACCAAGGAAGAUCACAAACGGCUUUGCAAUGAUGCACCUUCCUUGGCUCCAUAAAAGCUACAUCUUUUCUCCAGCCACUUUUUCAUUGACUCAAAGGUGAUAUAUAUACACAGAGGAGAUUUGCCUCACGCAUGCGCUAACCAGCCACCAUACUCGGCCCCACUAACAUCACGUACGUGCACGACCCGGCUAAGCAGCUAACAUCUCAUAUGCAUCCACUGAUAAUUAACUCCACUAACCAACUUCUGGACUCACUCACGUAGAUAACUAACUCAACGACCUAGCCAUUUCAGAUCACUAAGGCUGGCCAUAGUGGGGUAUCUUAGACCAACUCCACCGCACGACCCGAAACGGACGUUCGUUUUGUCCAGAUUUCGUCCGUUUGGGGUGGCAAUGGGGACGAAGUCGGACAUGCGUGUCCGGCUUGGGUUCGAGGCGCCCACCGCGGGAGAGCGACCCAAAACGUCCGUCCCCCUCCCCGCGGAAUCUCGUCGCGGCGCCGCGCUCGCCGAGCCCGCCCGCCCGCGCCGUCCCGCUCUUCCUCUCUCCCCCGACCACCGCUCCCCAGGGCGCCGUGCUCGCCGAGAGCCCGCCCGCCCGACCGCGCCGUCCCGCCCCCCUCCCUGCCCCGACCACCGCUCGCCACGGCGCCACGCUCGCCAAGCCCGCCCUCCCGCGCCGUCCCGCUCCCCCUUCCUUCCCGAACCACCGCUCCCCACGGUGAUGCGCUCGCCGAGCCCGCCCGCCCGCGCCGUCCCGCUCCGCUCCCUCACCCGACCACCGCUCCCCACGGCGCCGCCCAGCCGCUCGCGGCCCCAUCCCCGCCCCCGCUGCACGAGCUGGAGCGCGUGCGCCGCGUCGGCAACGGCGCGGGCGGGACGGUGUGGAUGGUGCGGCUGCGGGCCACGUCCCGCUGCUACGCCGGCGACAUCGCCAUCCUACGCACCGCCGAGCCCCCUGCCGUGGUGCGGCUACCACGGCAUGUACGAGCGCGGCGGCGAGCUGCAGAUCCUGCUCGAGUACAUGGACGCCGGCGACAUCUGGAGCUUCGGCCUCAGCAUCCUCGAGUUCUACCUCGGCAGGUUCCCCUUCGGAGAGAACCUCGGCCGGCAGGGCGACUGGGCCGCGCUCAUGGUCGCCAUCUGCUACUCGGACCCGCCCGAGCCGUCGUCAGCAGCUGCUGUGCCCGCGCCCGCGCGCGCCGCUGCUCGCCACCCUACCGCAGCCCCGCGUGCUCGCCGUCUGCCAGUCGCGGCUGCCGUGGUCGGGAGGCUGGCGCUGGUUGGCCCGCCGGCGGGGAGGCCGUGCCCAUGCCCUGCUCCGGCGGCCGUCGACGCGGUGUGCAAUGAAUAGUGGAAAUAGAGGAGAGAGAAGGGAUGGGUGGGUGGGUGGGUCCCUCAGGUUUCAAUGACAGGUGGGCUAGACCCAUGUGCAGACGGACACAGCGGACAGAAGGGACGCAGAAAACGUCCGGCUCGUGUCCGCUUUUGCCCCAAAACGAGACCAACUUUGGUCCAAAGAUGCGGUGAAACGGACACGAAACGGACGAAAAUGCCAAAUGGGGUCUGCCGCUGGGCUGUCUGGUUUGUCCGUUUUACCCCAAACAGACAGGGACGGACAGGAUAGGGUCGCGCGGUGGAGUUGGCCUUAGCCGGUAUCAUGCACUCGGGAGUAGUAAACAUGCCGAUGUGGCAGAAAAUUAAAGAAGAGAGAGAGGGUUAGAGUAACAUAUAUAGGUAGAUACCGUAAGAUAAUAAAUACUAUACUACUUUGUGUCAUGCAGGUCCAUCAAUAAGAUCAUCUAUGAUACUAUGCAUUAGGUAGUAUCAUACACUAGUAUCUUUAGUAUAUGAUACUCCCCACUAUGAGUAGCCUAACAUGCAACGCACAUGCAGGUGCACACAUGUCAAGAUUAAUUCCAACAACUUGGACAUGCUUCUCUAAAUGGCAGUUGAAUUUGACAAAAAUAAAUGUUAUUUAUUUUCAAAUUUAAUUUUGGAGUAGCGAGUAUAGCGUGUGAUGGGUUUGUUGAAUUACCUACCAAGCCAGUGUAUACACUAAAUUGAAGUGAAAUAAGUUAGUAACAUUGAAAUGGAUUGUCUG
Molecule: messenger RNA, 3581 nt
Organism: Triticum urartu
Lineage: Eukaryota; Viridiplantae; Streptophyta; Magnoliopsida; Poales; Poaceae
Source: RefSeq, a predicted model, not a curated record